Messenger RNA from Penicillium odoratum, 780 nucleotides. Its product is annotated as sulfotransferase family protein. Lineage: Eukaryota; Fungi; Ascomycota; Eurotiomycetes; Eurotiales; Aspergillaceae. The record is from RefSeq and is a predicted model, not a curated record. The coding region runs from base 1 to 780 and encodes 259 amino acids. The transcript has a single exon.
AUGGGACAAAGCCCAUCUGUUCCCCAAGCAGGAACAAGCAUCCAGGUCAUCGGAGCUGGACUCCCACGCACCGGAACCGCAUCAUUAAGUGCUGCUCUGGAGAUCCUCCUUGACGGCCCCACCUUCCACUGUGGGACACAAGCUACCCUAGGGCCCCCUGUCCAACGCCAAAUAUGGAUGCAAGCACUCAAGCACUGGGCCGCAGGAGAAGAAGCCGAUCAAAAAGCCGUCCUGGGGCUCCUGGCGCGCCAGUUUGAUGGGUACGCAGCUACGACCGAUGCACCGGGGGGUCAAUUCGUUCCUGAGUUGAUGGUGCUGUACCCAGAUGCAAAGGUCAUAUGUACAGUUCGGGAUCCGGUUUCUUGGGAGACAUCGAUGAGCCAUGUGAUGCAUUAUACGUUCCUUUGGUUUUUGCGUGGUGUUCUUUUUCCUUUGCCGGGGAUGCGGUAUUUUAUGGAUUACCUCGCUUUGGUAGCUGGGCAGUGGAAGAGGCUUUAUGGAGAGGAAAUUCCGACGCGUCAGACUUACUAUCGACAUAUUGAGUGGUUGAAAGAGGUUGUUCCUGAGCAUCGUCUUGUCUUUUAUGAUGUGAAGGAUGGAUGGGAGCCUUUGUGUAAGGCGCUUGGGAAGGAGGUGCCGAAGGAUCGGCCCUUUCCGCAUAUCAAUGAUGGGGAUGCCAUUGAGAGAAUCGCGAAAUUGCAUAUUCGUCGAGGAUUGACGCGUUGGGCUGUGAUUUUUGCUGUUGGUGCGACUGGAUUGGCUUGGUUUCUAUAUCAUUAG